Fusarium pseudograminearum CS3096 is the source of this 408-nucleotide messenger RNA. RefSeq lists its product as uncharacterized. NCBI's taxonomy places the organism in Eukaryota, Fungi, Ascomycota, Sordariomycetes, Hypocreales, Nectriaceae. The transcript is spliced from 2 exons. The record is from RefSeq and is a predicted model, not a curated record. The coding region runs from base 1 to 408 and encodes 135 amino acids.
AUGACAACUACUCUGAAGAAAAACCUGCAAUCUCCAUUCCACGAUGACCCGACAAGUGACAAUAAUAGAAUCGAACUUUACACCUUGGAUGCAAACCCAAAAGAGAAUGAGAUAACCGCAUUCAACACCAUCUCGCCAACAAACAUCGUACCGCUACGAAAGCUGAAGCAGUGGCCUCGUGGAGUACUAUGUCCUGCUUGCAGAGAGAUAUCUAUCACAAGAGUUGAGCGCAAGAUCUGCGGCGGAACACACGCCAUGGCAGCGUUGAUGUUCGCGUGCACAAUCGUUGGUGGUCCUCUUGCAUACGUCGGAAAACAAUGGAAGAAUGCAGAGCAUUACUGCUGCAGAUGUGACCGGAGACUAGUCACUUGGCACUUUAGCUCUGGCACAGAAAUUCAUGUAUGGUAG